This is a messenger RNA of Drosophila willistoni, 1388 nucleotides long. It is a transcript of the gene porin, whose product is annotated as voltage-dependent anion-selective channel. The transcript is spliced from 3 exons. Lineage: Eukaryota; Metazoa; Arthropoda; Insecta; Diptera; Drosophilidae. Bases 98 to 946 code for a protein of 282 amino acids. Gene Ontology annotation, biological process: monoatomic anion transmembrane transport. Gene Ontology annotation, molecular function: voltage-gated monoatomic anion channel activity. Gene Ontology annotation, cellular component: mitochondrial outer membrane. The record is from RefSeq and is a predicted model, not a curated record.
UAUUCGCAAAAUUCAUUUUGUGGUGUGCGUUUCGUGGUCUCGUGGUUGUUAUCUGUUCCUCUUACACUUGAUAAUCCCAAUUAAAACUCAUUAAAAAAUGGCUCCUCCAUCAUAUAGCGAUUUGGGCAAACAAGCUCGCGACAUCUUCAGCAAAGGCUACAACUUUGGUCUAUGGAAAUUGGACUUGAAGACCAAGACCCCAUCGGGCAUUGAAUUCAACACAGCUGGACACUCGAAUUUGGAGUCUGGCAAGGUGUUUGGUUCCCUGGAGACCAAAUACAAGGUUAAGGAUUAUGGCCUCACUCUGACUGAGAAAUGGAACACAGAUAAUACCCUUUUCACUGAGGUAGCUGUCCAGGAUCAGCUGCUCGAGGGUCUGAAAUUGUCGCUGGAAGGCAACUUUGCCCCACAAUCGGGCAACAAGAGUGGCAAAUUCAAGGUCGCUUAUGGCCAUGAGAAUGUUAAGGCCGAUUCCGAUGUCAACAUUGAUCUGAAGGGUCCCUUGAUCAAUGCUUCGGCUGUUUUGGGUUAUCAGGGCUGGUUGGCUGGCUACCAGACGGCAUUCGAUACACAGAAAGCCAAGUUGACCACCAACAACUUUGCCCUUGGCUAUACCACCAAGGACUUUGUCCUGCACACAGCUGUCAACGAUGGCCAGGAGUUCAGCGGCUCAAUCUUCCAACGCACUUCGGACAAAUUGGAUGUGGGCGUGCAAUUGUCAUGGACCAGUGGCACCAGCAACACCAAGUUUGCCAUUGGUGCUAAAUAUCAAUUGGGUGACGAUGCCAGCCUUCGCGCCAAGGUCAACAAUGUCAGCCAGGUCGGUUUGGGCUAUCAGCAGAGACUGCGCGAUGGCAUCACCUUGACCCUGUCCACAUUGGUCGAUGGCAAGAACUUCAAUGAUGGCGGUCACAAGAUUGGUGUCGGUCUUGAAUUGGAGGCUUAAGAAGUGCAGCUAAAGCCAGUUGCCUUGCCGCCGCCACUUGAUUAUAAAAUAAAAGUUAUCAAACAACAUCCCACACACACAACAACAUCAACAACAACAACUACUACAAGAACAACAACAACUAAGUGCAGUAAAACAAGAAAAUAAAAGUGUAAAAGAGAAUCUUCAUGUAUUAGCAAUUAGUUUCAAUCAGAAAGCAGCAUCACCAACAACAACAACAACAACAUAACCAGCAACCUGUCUUUCCCCAAUCUCACUGCCAACGGAUGAAUUGAAACGUUUACGGGGAAAAAUGUGGGGACUAGACUAGGGCAGAGAGACAUGUUGUGUGGUUGGUGUGGCUUUUGUUUAGUACAUAUAAUAGAAAUUUAUUGUUGGCAAAAGAUUCAGUGCAAAAAUUACAUUUACCUAUUAAAUAAAAACGUAAAAAAUGGAAUAACAA